GUCCAUAAACACUGUGACCGUAUGUCGCAGGCUUCAGUCAGGCACGGCGGGCAGCAGACUGAGUAAGUGAGGCCGAGGUUCAAUAUCACUCGUUACAGGGGCUCGAUUAGAGGCGUUCAAACGUAUGCACAAGCUGCAAUGGAAAUUAGUUUUUGAGACAAAAAAAGAUACAGAAACAUGCCAGCAGCCUUACCCGUCAUCCCCUAGGAAGUGUCUACUGUCAGGGGAGCCUGUAUGCUAGGUAGCUAGGCUAGCUAGGUCUUAUUGGUAACAGUCAUUGAGUAACAGCUUGGGGGGGCGUGGGUUGCUUCAGUGCGAUAGUCUCCUCUUGUCCAAGCUGGGGUCGUCUGGACGGUUCCUGAAUAUGAUACACCAUGAGUCAGAGGGACACCGUGGUUCAUCUCUUCGCAGGAGGGUCUGGAGGUACAGUAGGAGCCAUAUUGACCUGUCCGCUGGAAGUGGUGAAGACGCGUCUGCAGUCCUCCUCCGUCACCCUCUAUGUGUCUGAGGUGCAGCUGAGCACUGCCAAUGGGGCGAGUGUGGCCCGCAUGUCACCGCCGGGUCCCUUGCACUGCCUCAAGUUGAUCUUGGAGAAAGAAGGACCUCGCUCGCUGUUUCGGGGUUUGGGACCCAACCUGGUGGGCGUUGCCCCAUCCAGAGCCAUUUACUUUGCUGCGUACUCCAGCGCCAAAGAGAGGCUGAAUGGAGUCCUGGAGCCAGACUCCACGCAGGUGCACAUGGUAUCGGCUGGCCUGGCAGGCUUCACUGCCAUCACCGCCACCAACCCCAUCUGGCUCAUAAAGACUCGGCUGCAGCUGGACGCCAGAAACCGCGGGGAGCAUCAGAUGAGUGCUUUUGAGUGCAUGCGGCGGGUGUACCGUGCCGACGGCCUGCGCGGCUUCUACCGUGGCAUGUCUGCGUCCUACGCGGGCAUCUCAGAGACUGUGAUCCACUUUGUGAUCUACGAGAGCAUCAAGCGGCGCCUCCAGGAGGCCAAGGCCGCCCACCACAUGGAGGACGAGGAGGAGGCGUCCAAGGACGCCUCAGACUUUGUUGGCAUGAUGCUCGCCGCCGCCACCUCCAAGACCUGCGCCACAUCCAUCGCCUAUCCUCACGAAGUGAUUCGUACCCGGCUACGAGAGGAAGGCACCAAGUACCACUCAUUCUUCCAGACUCUCACCACGGUGCCCAGGGAGGAGGGCUUCCGUGCGCUGUACCGCGGCCUCACCACCCACCUGGUGCGGCAGAUCCCCAACACCGCCAUCAUGAUGUGCACCUACGAGCUGGUGGUCUACCUCCUCAGCGGUUAAACAACAACAUCGACCACCACGACUAGAAAACAAACAAACAGCGCAGUCAUUCAUUCGUGUUUGUGUAACCCCUGCCCCCUUUCCAUUUCAAAGAGUCGGACUGAGAAAAAGAGUGUGAGAGAGAGGGAACCAACUCCCAUAUAGAACGGUAUGUGAAGAAGCGAGACCCCCUCUUCAGAUAGACAGCCUGAGCGCUGGGCUCACCCUGUGUCUUACUGAGGUCAGUUGGCUGCUUUAUAAAUGGGGAUGUGUCUUUCUCUGUUCCCAUGGGCAGCCUAAAACAUUGUGAAGUUGUUGGCCAAUGGUGUUGACCCCUGAAAACUUCUUGUUGCUUUUGAAAACGUUAUAAUUUGACCACCCUUCCUCCCUCCCUCUCUCUCUCAGGGGUUAUAGGGGCCACAUUACUGUACCGAAAAGUAUAUUUAAUUACGAUAACCGAGCCGAAGACAAUAAAUGAAGUUAAAAAAACUCCAAUACUAAUAAAAAAUAAGUCAAAGUAAUCUCAUUGCUGGCACUGAGCCGGAAUUAAGUAUAGUGGCAGGAAACCAAACCAGAUAUUCUUGCCAUCUGAUAAUUUAGAUGCAUUCUUUGGCUUUGGGGGCCUUUCAGAUUAUUUUGUUUUUUUUGUCUGCAAGUUGGAUUCAGAAACUUGAAUGGCCGUUGCAGUGCAGCUGCCCCGCAUUGAUAAUCUGUAAGUGGUCGGGGGACCACUGGUGCAGUCUAGGGGCCAGGGGGGGGGUUGUGCUUUCUUGUGUGAACCGAGUAGAAAAGCACAAUGGAUGCAGUGAUAGGGUUGUGGAUGCUCAUUCUCCUAGUGUUAAACACAAGGUGAGUUGUGUGUGUGGUCGCUGCUUGCACUCAAGGGAGCCUUUAUCGAUAAGUGCUAAGCAAACUCACGGACCGAUAGCUAGCUCUGCGGUUCAUCCUCAACACCCCGGUCCCUUAAGAUGUGCCAGAUGCUUGCCGUGGUCGAGACAUGUAGGUGUCCCUAAACGUACCCGAUGUUUAACGCAUAGUUCUGUGAUUAUACCUCAUCAAAUAUAGAAUAAAGUAUCGGUUUAAAGGCAGUGUUCAGACCUUACCUCUUCACAUGGAGUGUGCGUAUCACAUGGAGUCUGAGAUUUGCCUGCAGGCAGCAGUUUCUUAACCAACUGGAAUCUAAGAAGGAAAAACAAUAUCAUCAUUACUAAUAAGCCAUUAACUCAAACCAGUAACUGACCAAUUUGUGAAACAUCCAAAAUAGACAAUUUAAACUAGUUAUUCUAUUGGCUACAGGACAUGCUUUAUAAUGAUAAAGUAUUUCAACUAGGGAUGCAAAUUAUCGAGUAAUUCAUUAAUCGAUAGUUGUUUCAUCUUAUCGAUCGAUGAUCGAUUAAUUGAUAAGCGGCAAUUCUUCUGAGAAGCUGAAUUUCCUUCUGAAUGUGACACAUUUAGGUGGUAAUUCAACGAAGUCGUUUAGUUGUUGUACUUAAAAAUACUUCCACAUAUUGUGCAUUUGGCGUCUUUGUCAUCAUUAACCAACUUAAAGUGGCUCCAUACUGCACUCCGUUUUGCCCUCUUCAUCGUGUCAGUGUCCCGCUUUUCGUUUGUCUUGUCCUGCCGUGUUCCAAUACCCGUACUGUCCGUACUUACUAGCCAAAAUUUGAGUACGCAGUACUCCAAUUCAGAUCCGGCGAGAAGAAGUAUACUUCAAGGACCCGGAUGCCGUACUCAAAACGGGCUAAUCGUGAAGUGUGGAUCGAAGGACACUCCCCGUACUCAACGGCAGCCUUCUUAGCUACGUAGCAGAAGAGGCGGAGCCAGGCUGAGCCAAAGUCGGCGCAUUUUCCACAUAGCCUGCAUUAAUAGUCAUUUUGUAGUUUUUAUAGUUUUUAUAGCUGCUAGGCGUAAAGAGUUCACCGUUCAAAGCGGGAUGUUUAUUGCGGGGGAGGAGCCACGGCGGCAGUCGUGAUCGUAAUUUCCGGUUAGUGCACCACGGAGUAGCCUACUCGAUUUGGAACAGCACUCACAUCUGAAAAAUUAACGUAGUAGCCAGUGCGGAUAGUAUACUUCCUUUAAGUAUACUCAUGGAAGUACGGGUAUUGGAACACGGCCCUGCUUUGCUUGUGUUCCCGCUUGUGUUCCCGCGUGUGCGUCAAGUACGUCUGGCGUCAAGUGCGCCCUCACGUGGACGGUUGGGGAAUUACGGGUUAAAAUGCGAUUAAUUGCAAGUAAUUUAUUUUAAUCGAGUAAUCUCUUAUCGACAAUUAAUCGAUAAUCGAUUAAUUGUUUGCAUCCCUAAUUUCAACAAAUGAAGGGUUGUUGUGGCAUUUUUAUGUGUUAAGUUAAAUGCAUAAGCCAGUCUUCCCACACGUCAUUUGCUUCUCCAUCAAGCUGUCGUCAUUAUUUAUGCACUUUUACAUUGCUUCUAGCAGUUGUAUGUGUUCUCUAUAUGUUAAUGUUGUAUUGUUGUGCCCUUUUUGCAAUCCAGGAUGGAUGACCAGGUCAAUCAUCUAAUUUACUCUUUUGUAUGUGUACGUGCGUCAGGAUUUGUGUGUGAUGUUACACAACUGAGGCUGAACCCAUUCCUUGUUGAGCUGUUUUUAUUUUUUGCACCAUUGAGGGCCCUCAUCAUUUGACCUCUCAAAUGAUGAACUCCCGUAAUAAAGAAGCGUCCUAUGUGAAUACCCUGAUCCUUUUCUAUGAUGCAUUUCACUCAAGCUUAUGUUGAUGACUUCCAACUGGCAAUAUGCACCCUCAUGCCCAACUCCCCGUCCUUAAUAUGCAACACAUGUGCUACACUUUGUGCCGUCUCACCUGAAGCUAUACAAGUAUCUGCGCCUGCUGCCCAACAUAUACUAUCUAGGCUUGACUAGAUUCUAGACUACUAAAAUACACUAGUUAAAUAUGCAAGUAAAUAUGGCUAUGGUCCACACAACGUUGUUUAUUAUAAUGUUGCUCAGACUCCAGUUUCAGCUUGCAACUGUAGGGCUGGACCUAGACUUGGGUGAUCCUUUAUAUGUAAAGGCUAUGUUGGGUUGCUUAUGCUUUCUGUGGCUCGGGAUUACCAACCUCCCUGUUCGAUCUAAUUGGAGUUGUGUUAACCUUGACGAAAAUCACAGCCUGAAGAUGGCUCAAUUGGCAAUUAAACGUUUGCAUUGCGUCACCUUGAGGUGUGUGUGUGUGUGUGUGUAUGUGCGCGGGUGCGUGUUGGUGUGUGUCUGCGCGUUUGUGUUGGUGCGCUCGUCUCCACGUUGCGUCAUGUCUCUUUCAGUGUGUGUAUAAUAGUAUGCAGUCGUUCUUAUUGCCACAAGCAGUGUUUUCAUUUGAAUGUGAGGUUGGUUUUCUGGCCCCCUUUUUUCCCAUGUCAUAUUUGAUGAGUAAGUGUGACUCUGUCUAUGCAUUCUCAUGCCUGUUUUUGGAAAACAUUCAAUAAAAUGGAAAGAAUGCACGUAUCUCUGUUGA
Molecule: messenger RNA, 4754 nt
Organism: Gadus chalcogrammus (walleye pollock)
Lineage: Eukaryota; Metazoa; Chordata; Actinopteri; Gadiformes; Gadidae
Product: solute carrier family 25 member 36-A-like
Exons: 7
Coding region: 375-1310 (311 amino acids)
Biological process (GO): pyrimidine nucleotide import into mitochondrion
Cellular component (GO): mitochondrion
Molecular function (GO): pyrimidine nucleotide transmembrane transporter activity
Source: RefSeq, a predicted model, not a curated record